Eutrema salsugineum is the source of this 942-nucleotide messenger RNA. Its product is annotated as GPN-loop GTPase 3. Gene Ontology annotation, molecular function: GTPase activity. The record is from RefSeq and is a predicted model, not a curated record. The coding region runs from base 102 to 914 and encodes 270 amino acids. The transcript has 10 exons. Lineage: Eukaryota; Viridiplantae; Streptophyta; Magnoliopsida; Brassicales; Brassicaceae.
CUUUAUUUCUCUGUCGACUCGGGAUUUCAGUUUUUGACAACGGGAAUUUCCUCAACACUCUCGAUUCCUUUUGAGUUUGUGUGAGAGAGGUUGCUGCUAUCAUGGGUUAUGCACAGCUCGUAAUCGGACCUGCAGGUUGCGGAAAGUCAACUUAUUGCUCAUCUUUACACCAACAUUGUGAAACUAUCGGACGAACAAUGCAUAUCGUGAACUUGGAUCCCGCUGCUGAAGUCUUUAGUUAUCCUGUGGCAAUGGAUAUCCGAGAGCUUGUCUCUGUGGAGGAUGUUAUGGAGGAGCUAAAGUGUGGUCCCAAUUAUGGUCUCAUGCGUUGUAUGGAUUACCUUGAGGACAGUCUAUAUAAUUGGUUAGAUGAAGAAUUGGAGAACUUCGCAGACGAUGAUUACUUAGUCUUUGACUGUCCAGGCCAGAUAGAGAUUUUUACACAUGUACCUGUGCUCAAGAACUUUGUGGAGCAUUUGAAGCAGAAGAACUUCAGUGUUUGUGCUGUUUAUUUGCUUGAUUCACAGUUUGUAACAGAUGUAACCAAGUUUAUCAGCGGAUGUAUGGUUUCUCUUUCUGCAAUGAUCCAGCUUGAACUGCCUCAUGUUAACAUCCUCUCGAAGAUGGAUCUCUUGAAGGAUAAAAGCAGCAUUGAAGGAUACUUGGAUCCGGUGCCUCGCACAUUGCUGUCUGAGUUAAACCAUAGGAUGGGUCCUCAAUUUGCAAAACUGAACAAAGCCUUAAUUGAAUUGGUGGAAGAGUACAGUAUGGUGAGGUUCACGCCACUUGAUUUGAGAAAAGAGAAGAGCAUUCAAUAUGUACUGUCUGAAAUCGACAAGUGCAUUCAGUUUGGUGAAGACUCUGAAGUAAAGAUAAAAGACCUUGAUGAAGAUAUGGAUCAAUCAGAGCUUUAGAAGAGCUUGCUUGGAAAAUGACUUGCGC